AUGUCUGACAAGUCAUUCGUCCUUCCCUGUUCUCCCUCUAUCCUGCGUCUGGAUCGUUUUGACGUUGUUUCUUCUGAUGAGCCUGAAAUUCCUUUUUGGCGGAUCCUAUCCUGUAUCUUGGCCGAGUCAUUAAACUCAGUCAUGGACAGCUCAUCUCUCAUCGAUAUCCUGGAAACCAUAUCCGUUGUUUUACACGGAGAGGCUGCCAGGAACUACGAAUUCCUAACAGAAUUUCUCGACAAGUAUCUGACAACAUCCACUACUGGACCAAGCAAGUUCUUUCUAUCAACGUGGCCACGUCUCGUUCGUCUUGCUCUACAGCUACCGUCUUUGUUCCCAACCCAUACCAUCCCUCUGCUCAAAAACGACGAGAACAGCCAGGUUAUUUUAAGCAGAAGGCAAGUUGCAUGUUUGGUCGUACACCAAUUCUUGUGCUCCUUGCCGGCCCAUCCAUGGCAGACAGAGUCCUUCGUCAAUCUGUCACCUUGGUACUCGGCUGGAGAGGCGAUGCACCAAGGAGCCGUGCAGGCUUAUCUAACCGCGCUGUUCACAUAUUUCGAAGCCAUAGAGGCCUCCGAACCAAACAGUGGCGUUUUGCACCACUCAGUGGAAGAUUGGCCCAUCAUUUUCACGUUAAUCGAAAUGCCCGAGGGCAAAUCACCCUCUCUGCUUUGCAAUGCACCAGCCACAUUGAGCCGUUUGACAGUGAUCCAACUCCCACACCAGUCAACAGAUCUCCCAUACCUUGGUCUUCCAGAUGGCGCAUGCGUGAUAUCCGCCAACAAGUGCGUGGGACUCGGUGCAACAGGUACCCAAGAAGAGCUUCAUGUGGGAAUUUCUCCCGAGGCGUACCCAGUCAGCCUCCUAGCGCCCCCUCUGAAGGACCGCCAGGUCCUUGUCUGCCAGGGUGCUGAAGCAAUGGUUACGACGAAAGGUCAUGGAAGAUGGGCCUCCUUAGACGAGGUAUUGCAUACCCGACCAAGGUCAUCGUCAGCAAAUUGGCGCAACCGGAUCAUGCUAUUCAUGGAUGCCCUCGAAUUGGACCUUGUUGACCUCGUCCAUCCACACGGCGGAGGGAAUAUUCCGGAUCUUAUGCCAGGCUAUCUACAUCGGGAGUUGGCGAAAGCCUACACGGCGUUCAGCUCACAUUAUUAUUCCGGGAAUAUUCGGAAACCCUACUCCUUUGUUACGACGGGACAUUGGGGCUGCGGCGCCUUCGGGGGAAAUAAACAGGUUAAAGCAAUAAUACAGUGGUACGCUGCGUCCAUGGCAAAUGUGCCGGAGCUACGAUAUGUAUUAGGUGACGCAGAGCAGAAAAGAUUUGGAGAUGAGCUCAUAAAGUUCGUUGACCAGGUGAUAGAGCACACUAGGAGAGGAUUGGAGCCACGCGAACUCUUCGAUGUGCUUGUCCGUCUGGGUAAAGACAUCCAGAAUGGGAAGUCCUGUGUUCCCUAUCCAGAUGAGAUUUUUGAAUAUGUUUUAAAAGGGGUCUGUAGCGAUGUUUGCUCUCGCUAUGCUCUGGUGACUUGUUUAUCAGUGAAAAUACAUUGUGGUUGCGCCGUGAAAUGA
Molecule: messenger RNA, 1569 nt
Organism: Aspergillus terreus NIH2624
Lineage: Eukaryota; Fungi; Ascomycota; Eurotiomycetes; Eurotiales; Aspergillaceae
Exons: 1
Coding region: 1-1569 (522 amino acids)
Biological process (GO): regulation of DNA repair; nucleotide-sugar metabolic process; carbohydrate metabolic process
Cellular component (GO): nucleus; cytoplasm
Molecular function (GO): poly(ADP-ribose) glycohydrolase activity
Source: RefSeq, a predicted model, not a curated record